Molecule: messenger RNA, 2352 nt
Organism: Ustilaginoidea virens
Lineage: Eukaryota; Fungi; Ascomycota; Sordariomycetes; Hypocreales; Clavicipitaceae
Exons: 3
Coding region: 1-2352 (783 amino acids)
Cellular component (GO): eukaryotic translation initiation factor 2B complex
Molecular function (GO): translation initiation factor activity; translation initiation factor binding; guanyl-nucleotide exchange factor activity
Source: RefSeq, a predicted model, not a curated record
AUGCGUAUGCACAACGAGCAAAAUUUCUGCCGUCACAGACUCUCAGCCCGGCUUCGAAGUUCGCUCAACCCUCCCAUUCGAAGCCGGUUCGAUCUUUCGACGACAGUCAACCUUCCCCCGAAAGCCCCGUCGCUCGCCAAUGCCAUGUCGCACAAGGGAAAGAACAGCGCGGCCAAGGGCAAAAAGCCUGCCCAGGCGGGUGUCGAGAGCAAAAGCGAAGACGUCCUGCAAGCAGUCGUCCUCGCAGACUCAUUCCAAGAUCGAUUCAGACCCUUUACAUUAGACAAGCCCAGAUGCCUUCUGCCGCUCGCGAACACGCCCCUCAUCGAGUAUACCCUGGAGUUUUUGGCCAUGAACGGUGUCAGCGAGGUGUACAUCUACUGCGGCGCCUUCACAGACCAAGUCGAAGACUACGUCAGCCGCUCAAGAUGGUCGACAACGUCCCGAUCAUCGCCCUUCGCCGUCGUCCAGUUCGUUCGCGUGGCAGAUGCCCGCUCCGUCGGCGAUGUCCUGCGAGACCUGGACAAGCGGUCGCUCGUCGACGGCGACUUCAUCGUCGUCCACGGGGACUUGGUGUCCAACCUGAUGCUCGACGGCGUCUUGGCGGCGCAUCGCAAACGAAGGGAAGCCAGCGCGGCCAACAUCAUGACGGUGGUCUUGCGGAGCGGCGGCCAGCAAGACCACCGCACAAAGACCAACGGCGUCACGCCCCUGUUCGCCGUCGACGCCAAGACCCGGCGGCUGCUGCACUACGACGAGAUGAACCCCCUCCAGAGCGACCGCUACCUCGCGCUGGACCCCGCCAUCCCGGACGAGCUCUCCACCGAGUUCGAGGCUCGCGCCGACCUCAUCGACGCCCACAUCGACAUCUGCACCGCCGAGGUCCUGGCGCUCUGGUCAGAAAGCUUCGACUACGAGCUCCCGCGCAGACACUUUCUCCACGGGGUCCUCAAAGACUGGGAGUUGAACGGCAAGGCCAUCUACGCAGACGUGCUGGACCAUGGAUACGCGGCGCGGGCGAGCAACCUCCAGAUGUACGACUCGAUAAGCCGCGAUAUCCUCGGAAGAUGGACGUUCCCGUUCGUACCGGAGAACAAUCUUGCGCCGACGCAGACAUACCAGCGGCACGCGAAUGGUCUCGUCAUGGAGCACAACGUCUCCCACGCGCACGACGCUUGCCUCUCCAACGCCGUCGUUGGCCAAGAUACCAGCAUUGGACCAGGCACCAGCAUCUCGCGCUCCUUUGUGGGCAGAGGGUGCAUAAUCGGCGCCAACGUGGUGCUGGAAGAUUCGUACGUGUGGGACAACACAGUCAUAGAGGAUGGCGCCAGAAUAUCCUACUCCAUCAUUGGCGACUCGGCCGUCAUCGGCAGGAGCUGCACCCUACCGCAAGGCUGCCUAGUCGGCCCUAGAGUCCGCAUUGGAGAGAAGACGAGCUUGGGAAAGAAUGCCGCGGUAUCGACCCUGGGACCCUCCGGCGAAGCCGUCGCCGAGAACGCCGCCGCGCUCGGACCGAGCACCAACGCCGCCCUGUUUGUCGACCCGCACGACGGCGACGAGCAGCUGGACGACCGAGACCCCUCGCGCCUCCAAAGAGGCCUCAUCUACUCCCUCGCCGGCUGCAACAUAUCCACGUCGUCCAUCUCCACCCUGGCCUCUGAUUCCGAGUCCGACGACGAUGCGGACGAGACGCCACCAUCGGCCGGCGCGGAGGAGUUGUCGUCCCGGUCCCGCCUCUCGUCCUUUGCGUCGGACGACUCGAGCGGCAACAGCAGGUCGUCCUCGUUCCACGCCGACGCGGUCAACGGACUGCUCGACGCGCUGAGAGAGUCCAAGGACUUCGACUCGGCCAAGCUCGAGUUCAUGGGCCUGCGCCUCGCCAACAACGCCUCGGACGACAUGGUGCGAAAAGCCGUGGCCAUGGCCUUUGCCCGACGCGCCGCCGAGCUGCUGACGCCCGAGCACGGCGGCCUCGAGGUCGCCAAGGCGGCCGAGAAGUCCCUCACCUUUAGCAAAGGCGCCACGGGGUUCAUAGCCGAGGUCGGCGUCGGCGGCCAGGAAGCCGAGCAGGUCGACUUCAUCCUCGCGCUGCAGAAAGCCCUCCGGGGCAUGCGGAGCCCCGAGCCGGCCAACCUGGGCACUCUGCUGGCCGCGAUGCUGCAGCAGCUGUACGCGCUGGACGUUGUCGAGGAGGACGGCAUCCUGGCAUGGUGGGAAGACCAGAGGGCAGCAGAGGGCGAGGCCAUGGCCGCGCUGAAGGACAAGUGCAAGGUCCUGGUUGAGUGGCUGGAGAAUGCCGAGGAGGAAGACGACGAUGACGAUGAUGACGACGACGGCACGGACGACGAGUGA